Drosophila arizonae is the source of this 1584-nucleotide messenger RNA. RefSeq names its product NADPH:adrenodoxin oxidoreductase, mitochondrial (gene dare). NCBI's taxonomy places the organism in Eukaryota, Metazoa, Arthropoda, Insecta, Diptera, Drosophilidae. The record is from RefSeq and is a predicted model, not a curated record. Gene Ontology annotation, molecular function: oxidoreductase activity.
UUGGCGAUUUCACCAUUACGCAGCUUUUUCCCAAGAAAAACAUGACUUUCCCUCGCAAUUUGUUAUAUUCGCGUCUGAGUUUGUUAAAUAAAUACAGUCGUAAUGUAAAUACAAGUGCAAUAAGGCUACAAAAUGUGCAACAGGUGGCGGCAAAAAAACGGAUAUGUAUUGUGGGCGCUGGUCCAGCCGGUUUCUAUGCAGCACAAUAUUUACUCAAACAGCUGAGCGACUGCACCGUGGACAUCGUUGAGAAGUUGCCAGUGCCUUUUGGAUUGGUGCGCUUUGGUGUUGCGCCCGAUCAUCCGGAGGUCAAGAACGUCAUCAAUACGUUUACAAAAACUGCGGAAAAUCCGCGUUUACGUUUCUUUGGCAACGUUACCCUUGGUCAGGAUGUCAGCCUGCAGGAGUUGCGGCAACGCUAUCACGCUGUCCUACUUACCUACGGCGCAGAUCAGGAUCGUGAGCUGCAGCUACAGAACGAGGACCAGAAACACGUCAUAUCCGCUCGCAAAUUCGUGGCUUGGUACAAUGGCUUACCGGGAGCGGAGCAACUGCAGCCGGAUCUAAGCGGGCGUGAUGUAACGAUUGUGGGACAGGGCAAUGUGGCUAUGGAUGUGGCACGCAUGCUGCUCAGUCCAAUAGAUACACUGAAGGAAACAGAUACCACGGAAUAUGCACUGGAAGCUCUGGCGAGAAGUCAAGUGAAGCGAGUGCAUCUCGUGGGACGUCGUGGACCUCUGCAAGCUGCCUUUACGAUAAAAGAGCUGCGCGAAAUGCUCAAAUUGCCCAAUGUGACGACUAAUUGGCGAGCAGAUGAUUUUGCAGGCAUAGCCGAGCAGGUGGAGCAGCUGCAACGACCGAGGCGACGUAUAACCGAAUUAAUGCUCAAGAGUUUGAGCGAGCAAAGCAAACGCACAGCGACAGCUGUAGAUGGCAAGCAAUUCCUGCCCAUCUUCCUGAGAGCACCGAAAGCCAUCUCUGCCAAAGAAAUGGAAUUUGCUGUCACGCAGCUGCAGGAGAACGCGGCAGUGGCUACGGAUACAACGGAAUGCCUGCCAGCUGAUCUUAUCUUGCGCAGCAUUGGUUACAAGUCCAGCUGUGCAGAUCCAGCCAUCAAUUUCGAUCCCCAACGUGGCCAUGUGCGCCAUGACCAGGGGCGUGUGCUGAAGGAAGGCGAAGGGAGCAGUGURGAGCCAGGCCUGUAUGUGGCUGGCUGGCUGGGAACUGGACCCACCGGCGUCAUCUUGACCACCAUGAAUGGCGCUUUUGCGGUUGCCAAAACCAUCUGCGAUGACAUAACAGCGAAUGCUUUCGACACGGCUUCAACCAAACCUGGCUUCGAGGUGGCCAACCAGAGGAUAGUGACCUGGGAUGGUUGGCUCAGGAUUGACCAACACGAGUGCGAGGCGGGCAAGGCCAAGGGCAAACUUCGCGAGAAGAUCGUGGAUAUUGAGCAAAUGCUGCGCAUUGCAGGCGUCUGAGCAAGUUUUAUGGAGCUUGAAACAGCACAGCAGCUGUUAUACUUGUCAUUAUACCUAUAUAUGUAUAUAUUUAUGUAAAUUUGUAUAUUUGUAUUCAUACAAA